Arachis stenosperma is the source of this 2557-nucleotide messenger RNA. Its product is annotated as pentatricopeptide repeat-containing protein At2g15980. The record is from RefSeq and is a predicted model, not a curated record. The transcript is spliced from 3 exons. The coding region runs from base 619 to 2088 and encodes 489 amino acids. Gene Ontology annotation, molecular function: protein binding. NCBI's taxonomy places the organism in Eukaryota, Viridiplantae, Streptophyta, Magnoliopsida, Fabales, Fabaceae.
AAACGUUUAAAACAAACAAAUCCUAGGGAUAGACACCUUCUCCGUCCGUUCGCCACCUUCACCUCCGGCGGCGCUCCUAGUAUCGCUAGCUUAGCCUCUGCCUUCUUUGUUGUUCUGCUGCUGGUGCUUCUUCACUUCUUCCGUCAAUCUGAUUUUGUGCUUCCUAUCUCCCUCUCAUUCGACGGCGACGCCGUCUUCAUUCUCCCCGACGUCAAACUCGCUCGGUCUUGUUCUGCUUCCCUUACAGCCCUUCUGGUCUCGUUCUACCGUUGUUCGCCGCUCGCUCCAUUAAGUCUAUUUACUUGUAAAAUCUGUCCAAGAAUGCAAGAACUGUAAGAGGAAGAGGAAGGCCUUGUUACAGUUAGAAUUAGUUGUCCUAGUGGCUCUGGAGAAUUAAGGCUUAUCCAUUUGAUUGUAUCAUCACCAAGAAUGCCAAUGACCCAAAAUACAAUUUUGAGGAACUGAUUCUUGGAUAGAAGUUAGCACAUAACAAGUUGUUUCUAACUUUUUGAGGUCAUGGGGUUAUAUUAGCAGAGCAUCACCAAUUCAUAAAGAUUAAAUGAUAUAGAUCCUUGUACCCAGUUUUUAUGGUUCAAAAGUGAAGCCGGGGUAACACCAAUGUGGAUGGCGACUCAAAUCCUCAUAUUGAAACGCUUCCCAAUAAUCACGAAACCUCUGUUUCUCUCCUUCUCAUAUUCUUCAUCCUCUGAGGAUGUGGUAGAAACCGCCAUAUGCAUCCUCACCCAUAACCGCUCCAAAUCCCGUUGGACCACCCUCCACUCCCUUUACCCCAAUGGCUUUAGCCCCAUCCAGUUUUCCAAAAUUGCCCUCGGCAUAAAGAACAAACCCCACCUCGCCCUCCAUUUUUUCCAAUGGACCAAAUCCAAAUCCCUUUGCAACCACAACCUUCACUCUUACUCCACCAUCAUCCACCUUCUCGCACGUGCCCGCCUCAAAACUCAUGCACAAGAAGCCAUCACUCUCGCCAUUCGUGCCUCCCUAAACCACGAACAUUCUAGUUUAGAUUCGCCACCUUUGAAGCUCUUUGAGCACCUUAUCAAGACCUAUCGGCUCUGUGAUUCUGCCCCCUUCGUCUUUGACUUGUUGAUUCGCUCUUGUUUGGAGUCCAAUAAGCUUGAACCUUCGAUUCAGAUUGUUAGAAUGUUAAUGUCCCGCGGGAACAUUCCCAAAGUUUGCACAUUGAACAGUUUGCUUUCUAGGGUUUGCAAGCUUCAAGGUUUUGAUGCUGGCCAUGGGAUUUAUAGGGAGUUUUUUGGGUUGGUUGAGGUAAAAGACAAGAUUUUGAAAAGGGGUUUUGGUUUUAGGGUAUCCCCUAAUGCACAUACCUAUAAUGUAUUGAUGCUACGUUGUUAUCAGGAUGGUUUGAUGGGGAAAGUUGAAGAAAUUUGGAAUGAGAUGGGUACAUCGAAUUGUGCACCCAAUGCAUAUAGCUACACUCUAUUGAUGGCUGCUUUUUGUGAUGAAGGAAGAAUGGUGGAUGCUGAGAGGUUGUGGGAAGAAAUGGAGAAUAAAAAAAUGGAACUUGAUGUUGUUUGUUAUAAUACUAUCAUUGGUGGGUUUUGCAAAAUUGGAGAUGUUGGUAGAGCUGAGGAGUUUUUCACAAAGAUGCAAUUGGGUGGUAUUGACAGCACUAAUGCAACUUAUGAGCAUUUUGUUAAGGCAUAUUGCAGUAUUGGGGAUGUUGAUUCAGCUGUUCUUGUAUAUAAUGAUAUGUGUAGGAGGGGAUUUAGGCCUUGUGCAUCGAUCCUUGACAUGAUGGUUGUGUUACUUUGUGAUAAGUGUAGGGUUGAUGAAGCAAUUGAGUUUCUUGGGAAUGCAGUUUGUAGAUAUGAUUUGGUUCCCAAAGAGAAGAGUUAUGAGGUGUUGAUAAAGGGGUUGUGUUCUGAAGGGAAAAUGGAAAAAGCUUUGAAGCUUCAAGCAGAGAUGGUAGGAAUAGGGCAUCAUCAACCGAAUUUAGAGAUAUAUAGUGCUUUUGUUGAUGGGUACACUAGGCAAGGGAAGGAUGAAAUGGCAGAAAGUUUGAGGAAGGAAAUGGUGCAAACACAGAUGCAGAGUUUCAGAGAAUAGUACUUUCUAUUUUUACUCUAUUGUUGAAAUUUAUUUGACAAUUUUUUUUAUAGGUUUUGGUGGUCUUGCAUGUAUCUAAGAUAGAUUGUUAUCACAAUGUUGUUUAGCUAUAGAUGACAUUUUAAUUUUACAUAGAAAUCAAAGCUUGAGAUUGAAUCGAAGUGUGGUAAUUAUCUUAUUAAUAUAAAAAGAUAAUUAAAAUUCUCUCACGGGUGUUUUUGUCCUCCAAAACUUUGGAUGCCUUACUCCAUUCCCAUGGGAGUUUUUCCCCUCCACAACUUCGCAACGGGUACCAGAUAUAUGCAAUCAUGGUCUUCUUUUUAUGGUUUCUGUCUUGGCAACCUUUCUUUCUAACCUUAGACUAUUACCAUCUUUGUAAUUCUCAUUUAAUUCCCCUGAAUAAUGUAAGCUUAAUUUUGGUUUUAUUUUUUAGAGUUAAUUUGUAUAUAUUGCCCAUUUCAAUAAAAAA